AUGUAAUCUAUGUGUUUUUUUGCUAUUCCUUAAUUCCAUGUCUUAACAAGCUUAUUUUGCUUGAUUUAUUUUGCAAUUCAAUUAGAAAAGUAAAAAUUUCAUAUAUAAAAGUUAUUCUGAUGAGUUGCCCUCUUAAUUACUUUUAAUCAUACAAUUUUUAAUUUGUUAGAUUAUUUUAGGACUAGCAUUCAUCAGACUUAAAAGAAAAAUAAAGAAACCAUAUAUAAUUUGCUUAGUCUUUCUGUUUGUUGGCAUUUCACUUUAUUUAAUAAUAGUGAAUAUCAAAAGAGGAGACUGUUUGGUGCUAAUUAUAUUUGAAUUUUUAUCAAUUGGGAUGAUUUCCUCUUUGGUCUUAUUCUCAAAUAAGUUAAUUGGAAUAGCUAUUCAAAUUUAAAUAUACAUAAUUGCCAUAGGUAUAGAUCUAAUGUCUUUUUAUUUAUAGUAAUAAUUCAUUUUGAUUUAGUUAUUAUAUGGAUAACUUUAACUUAAACAGAUCGAUUUCGAUAUUAGGCUCUAGUGUAAUGGAGAUGAUUACUUUAAUAUUAUGCAUAAUAUGUCAACUAAAUCCAUAGAAAAGAUUUGCAAAUGAAGUACAUCUUGUUAUAGGAUUUUAUAUCUUUUGUGAACUUUUUGUUAGUUGCACUUUUGUUGCAGAAUGUGUAAAUGUAAAUAUACAAAUUCAAUUGUAUUAGUAAGGAAUUAAUAUUUACUUAAUUGGAUUAACCAUUUUGAAAAUAUCUAAUAUUUUCUUGGAUCUAAUACUUUAUUCCUUUGUGAAAUUGAACUACCCUGAAAAUUAAAUAAAAUCAGGAAGAGUCGAUAUUGAGAAUCCUCCAUAGAAUACAUAUAUAAAAAGUGUGGCAACUAGAGAGACAUUUAGUGAAGAUUAAAAUACUUUAAAGAAAAGUGUACAGGAACCAAUUCAUUUAAUAAGAGAGGCUUGUCCAUCGAUAUAAUGGAUCUAGUAUUUACUAAAAAUAUAUUGA
This is a messenger RNA of Paramecium primaurelia, 986 nucleotides long. Lineage: Eukaryota; Ciliophora; Oligohymenophorea; Peniculida; Parameciidae. The record is from the annotation of a GenBank genome assembly.